Molecule: messenger RNA, 2085 nt
Organism: Owenia fusiformis
Lineage: Eukaryota; Metazoa; Annelida; Polychaeta; Sabellida; Oweniidae
Source: the annotation of a GenBank genome assembly
AUGAACACUUUUGAACUGGUUGUGAUUUUUUUGUUCAUUAUUUUGGUACCAAAUGCUGAAACUACGUUCUCUGGGGCUAAAUGUAAAGAAGAACAACAAGCAAAAGAGCCAGCGUCGACUAGAUCGGAUGAAUUAGCAGAGAAAGAACAACAACAAACAAAAGAACAUAAAUCUUCACCUCCAGAUGAGUUGGAAGGCAAAUAUGAGGGGGAUAUUGAUAUUUCCGAAACACCAGACAAGUUCCGUAAUGCUAUGUUGAACAAAGAUGCAAGGUGGCCAAAUGGAGUGGUAACAUAUUCCAUUGUCAGUAGUUACCCAACCUGGGCAGUUGAUGUUUUUAAAUCUGCCAUGAGAGAAAUAGAAGCGAACACUAGCUUUAAUGGUCAAGAGUGCAUCACAUUCAAAGAAAGAACAUUUGAGAUUGACUAUGUAGAACUUGCUCCUAUUGGUGGGUGUUACUCUAGGGUUGGGGUGUCUGGUGGGAAGCAACCUCUAUCAUUGGGAGCUGGGUGUGAAAGGAAGGGUACAGUCAUGCAUGAAUUGCUACAUACGCUAGGGUUCUGGCAUGAGCAGAGUAGAGCAGAUAGAGAUAUGUACGUCAAAGUCAACUGGACUAAUAUAAGAGAUGGACAUUCAGGGAAUUUCAACAAGUUCGCCGAUACUUCCAUAGAUCACCAGGACAUGCCUUAUGAUUAUGACAGCAUAAUGCACUACAGCGCAUAUGCAUUUGCAAAGGACUAUAAAUAUCCUACAAUUAUACCUUUGAUUGGGAAACCAUUCAUUGGUCAAAGGUUACAUCUUAGUGACAUUGAUAUUAACGAAAUAAGAAAACUCUACAACUGCCAAGGGGCUGUGUCAGUUGCCUUCACAACACCAGUGUCAACAACGUUUGUACCUACAACUCAACCUGUUCCAAUCGGACCCGAUGUACCUCUUAAAUGGGAGUGCACAUUUGACGAGGGCAUGUGUGGGUUAGAAAAUGUGACGGAUUAUCUAGAAUGGAUUCCCAAAAGGGGACCAACCCCUAGUUCAAGGACUGGCCCUACAAUGGACCACACAUCUGGCAAUGGGACUUAUGUUUACAUAGAGGCUUCCAAUCUCUAUCAAAAGAAAUACAGGAUGGUAAAACGUAGAUUACGCAAAAGAAACACGUGCGUUGACUUUUGGUACCACAUGUAUUCUGAGAAUGAGGAGGAAUCAGAUCAUCACGUUGGAUACUUAAGAUUCUAUGCAGAAUCGGGAAAUACUGAACCAACACAGUUGCUUGCAUGGGAAAAGACAAGAUCUCAGGGAAACAAAUGGUUGAAUGGGAGAUUCACGGUUCGAAAGUCAGACUUAUCUAGCAAAAGAUGGAAUUUGAUUAUUGAAGGGGAGACCUUGAGCAGCUUCAAAAGCGAUAUUGCAGUAGAUGAUAUAAAAGUAUAUCGAGGGAAAUGUCCAUGACGCAUCCUGGAUGAUUGACCCCAUUCAGUUGAAGAACAAACUGCCUUUCAGUCUGCUUACUGAAGAAUGACGUAGAAUAAAAAUGAUGAUACAUCUAUUAAUUUCAUAAUCUGACAAUCUAGUCUUUGCUUACAAACACUUAAACUGGAUAAAUAUACACAUUAGUUAAAGUAUAAGGGAACAGUGGAGUAGAUAAUGUGUCGAGAAGUUUCCAAUAUGACAAUGAUAAAAAAACAAACACAUAGGCUAAGAUAAGGAUGGGGACAUAUAUGUAAAGAAACGUAUUAUAGUGUGAUUCGUUCUUUAGAUAACUAAAUGAAGACUUUCCAUACCAUUCAUACUUCAUUUCAAUUAAAAUACCUCUUCAAUACUCAUUAUCAAUUAGAGAGGUCUUAGAAUAGUAUUAUUAAUACUUUACUAUAAUUAUUAUAAUUAAGCUUUAAGAAAAGUGAUGUUGGGAAAUGUAAGAUUUCACUUUUCAUUCAUACAUCUCUAUUUACUCCAUAUUCUGGAAGGUUCUGUAAUUUAUAUGCAAAUAGCCUGAUUUAGUUGCAUAAUGAUGACUCGAAAUGUUCUUAGUGAAUUGGUUAAAAAAUCAAUAUACUGAAUUUUAUAUACAAUAAAUCAAAUGAAACAAUCAUA